Molecule: messenger RNA, 522 nt
Organism: Scedosporium apiospermum
Lineage: Eukaryota; Fungi; Ascomycota; Sordariomycetes; Microascales; Microascaceae
Exons: 3
Coding region: 1-522 (173 amino acids)
Biological process (GO): translation
Cellular component (GO): cytosolic large ribosomal subunit; ribosome
Molecular function (GO): RNA binding; structural constituent of ribosome
Source: RefSeq, a predicted model, not a curated record
AUGGCGUCCGAGAAGUCCCAGAACCCCAUGAAGGAGCUUAAGAUCCAGAAGCUCGUCCUCAACAUUGCUGUGGGCGAGUCUGGUGAUAGGCUUACCCGUGCCGCCAAGGUGCUCGAGCAGCUUUCUGGUCAAACCCCCGUCUACAGCAAGGCCCGAUACACCGUCCGAAACUUUGGUAUCCGCCGUAACGAAAAGAUCGCUGUCCACGUUACCAUCCGUGGCCCCAAGGCCGAAGAGAUUCUUGAGCGUGGCCUCAAGGUCAAGGAGUACGAGCUCCGCAAGCGCAACUUCAGCGAGACUGGCAACUUCGGCUUCGGUAUCAGCGAGCACAUCGAUCUUGGUAUCAAGUAUGACCCCUCUAUCGGUAUCUACGGCAUGGACUUCUACUGCUGCAUGACCCGUCCCGGUGACCGUGUCGUCCGCCGCCGCCGCAUGAAGGGCAGGAUCGGUGCCAGCCACCGCAUCACCCGUAUUGAGACCAUGAGGUGGUUCAAGCAGCGAUUCGAGGGUAUCAUCCGAUAA